AUGUUUCGACUUUUCGUGACGGUCGCCGCACUCGUGCUGAUCAACGCGGAAUUGCAUAGAAUUUCGUUAUAUAAGACAAGCUCUAUUGAAAAAUCAGUUAGCAUUGAUCGUCGACAGGAUCGUUUAACUAGAAGUACUAUCGUUCUAAGGGAAUCUCUAUUUAAUGAUUACAAUACUUCUUACUACGUCUAUAUCACAAUCGGAACCCCACCGCAGAUAUUUAAAGUACUUAUCGACACUGGUUCCUCGGAUUUAUGGGUACCUUCUUCAAACUGUGAUUUACAUAACGUUGCUUGCUGGACACAUAAUAGAUAUGAGUUUGAAAAAUCUAGCACAUAUGUGGAAAAUGAUACUUCAUUCAAUAUUCCAUAUAGUAGUGGUGAAGUGUCCGGAUAUUUAUCUAUAGAUGUAGUGAAUUUUGGUAGCCUUAACAUCCAAAAUCAAACAUUUGGGGAAGCAAUAGACCAAUCAGGAACAGCAUUUGUCUAUUCGAAAUUUGACGGUAUCUUGGGAAUGGGAUAUCCCGAAGGAGUAGUUGCCAAAGGAAUGACUCCUAUAUUUAAUAACAUGAUUAAACAAGGCUUGGUGGAGCCACUUUUUAGUAUUUAUGUAAAUCGAAGUGCCGCAUCCGAAUUGGCUGGUGAACUAAUAUUGGGUGGUUCCAACCCCAAUUAUUAUUUAGGCGAGCUUACAUAUGUUGAUGUUACCAAAAAAGUAGGCUGGCAAUUUACGAUAGAUAAGAUUAAAAUAGGACAUAGCAUUUUAUGUUCGGAAGGCUGUGAAGCCUUAAUCGACACGGGUACUACCCUGCUAAUUGGACCAUCAGUGGAUAUUAAUUCUAUUAAUGAACUGAUCGGAGCUACUUACAUUGAGGAAGAAAUAAUUGUGGAUUGCAAUAAGAUUCCUUCUUUGCCCAAUAUCAGUUUUGUGUUAAAUGGCGUUUCAUUUAAUCUCACUAGUGAAGAUUAUAUUAACAAGGUUGUAGUAAACGAUACGAUCAAGUGUGUGAGUGCUUUUGAGGGUCUAGAUGUCGAUGAAGUGAUAUCGGAUAAGUGGGUUUUAGGAAAUGUAUUUAUACGGCGAUAUUAUAUCGAGUUCGAUAUGAAGAAGAACCGGGUUGGAUUUGCUCCUGGGAAGUAA
Messenger RNA from Cyphomyrmex costatus, 1140 nucleotides. Its product is annotated as lysosomal aspartic protease-like. The transcript has 8 exons. Gene Ontology annotation, biological process: proteolysis. The record is from RefSeq and is a predicted model, not a curated record. Gene Ontology annotation, molecular function: aspartic-type endopeptidase activity. Lineage: Eukaryota; Metazoa; Arthropoda; Insecta; Hymenoptera; Formicidae. Bases 1 to 1140 code for a protein of 379 amino acids.